Molecule: messenger RNA, 1206 nt
Organism: Eremothecium sinecaudum
Lineage: Eukaryota; Fungi; Ascomycota; Saccharomycetes; Saccharomycetales; Saccharomycetaceae
Gene: ERV46
Product: retrograde cargo receptor ERV46
Exons: 1
Coding region: 1-1206 (401 amino acids)
Biological process (GO): endoplasmic reticulum to Golgi vesicle-mediated transport; retrograde vesicle-mediated transport, Golgi to endoplasmic reticulum
Cellular component (GO): Golgi membrane; COPII-coated ER to Golgi transport vesicle; endoplasmic reticulum membrane
Source: RefSeq, a predicted model, not a curated record
AUGCCUAAGUCUACUUUGCUCAGUAUAGAUGCGUUUGCCAAGACUGAGGAGGACGUCCGCGUGCGUACGCGGACUGGUGGGUUCGUUACGCUCGCUUGUGUGUUGGUGACAAUUAUGUUGUUGUUGAAAGAAUGGACCCAAUUACACACGGUAGUACAUCGUCCGCAGCUGGUGUUGGACCGCGAUCGUCAUUUGAAGUUGGACCUGGACUUGGAUAUCACUUUUCCUAACAUGCCAUGUGCUCUGCUGAGCCUUGACAUUGUCGACGAUUCUAGAGAGAUACAACUAGACCUACUGGACGAAGGUUUUACCAAGACUAGAUUGAACAGUAACGGCAAGGCUAUUAGUACCGAGGAAUUUAACGUGCAUAACGACCAGGUUGACUCUUCGCAGCUUCCAGAAGACUACUGUGGACCAUGUUACGGUGCACGGGACCAAGAAGGUAAUGCUAACGCUGCUCCAAAAGAUCGUGUAUGUUGUCAGACAUGUGACGAUGUGCGCCAGGCUUAUGCUGCAAAGGGAUGGGCGUUCUUCGAUGGGAACAACGUGGAGCAGUGUGAGCGCGAGGGCUAUGUAGAACGUUUGCAGCGGGAGUUACACGAGGGCUGCCGUAUUCGCGGAAAAGCCCAAUUGAACAGAAUCCAGGGAAAUAUCCACUUUGCACCCGGAAGACCUAUACAAGUUCGCCGGACUCACUCCCACGAUUCGUCCCUAUAUGCGAAAUAUAAGCACCUGAACUUCAACCAUAUCAUCAACCAUCUCGCCUUCGGGCCACCCCAGAAACUGGACUCGAACCCUACCACCGGCAGUCCCCUCGAUAACCACCAUGCAAUUGUCGAGCAGGAUCCCCAUUCCCGCAUCUUUUCCUAUUUUGCGAAGAUCGUCCCUACGCGUUUCGAACGUCUAGACGGCACAGUCCUGGAAACCGCAGAAUUCAGCGCCACCGCCCACGACCGCCCACUCUCAGGGGGGCGGGACCACGACCACCCAAACACGUUGCAUUUGAGCGGAGGAAUCCCAAGUAUUACAAUCUACUUCGAAAUGUCGCCGUUAAAGGUUAUCAACCGCGAAGAGCAUGCUCUCUCGUGGUCGGGCUUCGUCCUCAACUGUAUCACUAGUGUCGGCGGUGUCCUCGCAGUAGGUACAGUCGUCGACAAACUAGUCUACAGAGCUCAGCGGACAAUAUGGAACAAGAAAUCACGCUAA